Messenger RNA from Amaranthus tricolor (Joseph's coat), 3455 nucleotides. RefSeq names its product kinesin-like protein KIN-7F. Gene Ontology annotation, biological process: microtubule-based movement. The record is from RefSeq and is a predicted model, not a curated record. Gene Ontology annotation, molecular function: microtubule motor activity; ATP binding; microtubule binding. Lineage: Eukaryota; Viridiplantae; Streptophyta; Magnoliopsida; Caryophyllales; Amaranthaceae. The transcript is spliced from 12 exons. The coding region runs from base 78 to 3455 and encodes 1125 amino acids.
AGCAGAAACAGGUCUACAUUGUCAAGAAGAGGAAAUGGGUAUAAUUGAAUGUUAGUUAAGAAAUUGAAGGAAGAAAAAUGGCAUCAGUUGAAGGUGUGGAUCAAGACCUGCAGACAUGGAAUGGAUCUGGAUCCGGAUCCGGAUCCGAUGGUCGAGAAGAAAAGAUACUUGUAUCAGUUAGAUUGAGGCCUCUUAAUGACAAAGAAAUUCAAAGCAAUGACUUUUCUGAUUGGGAAACCAUCAAUCACACCACCAUUUUGUUCAAGAAUUGCCUUGCCGAACGAUCCGUGUAUCCUAAUGCCUAUACUUUUGACAGGGUAUUUGGAAAUGAUGAUUCUACAAGAAAGGUUUAUGAGGAAUCUGCCAAAGAAAUAGCACUUUCUGUCCUUAAUGGCAUAAAUUCAAGCAUUUUUGCAUAUGGGCAAACAAGCAGUGGAAAGACGUUCACUAUGUGCGGAAUCACUCAACAUGCUGUAGCUGACAUAUACGAUUACAUCGAGCAGCAUAUGGAUCGUGAAUUUGUCUUGAAGUUUUCGGCAAUUGAAAUCUAUAAUGAACACGUUAGGGACCUUCUCGUCGAAGAGACUACCCCUCUUCGACUUCUAGAUGAUCCCGAGAGAGGAACAGUUGUUGAGAAACUAACUGAGGAAACACUCAAAGAUAAGAGCCAUCUUCUUGAGCUUAUUGCUGUUUGUGAAGCUCAAAGGCAGACAGGCGAGACUUCUCUCAACGAGACAAGCUCGAGAUCUCAUCAAAUUCUCAGACUAACGAUUGAAAGCUCUGCUCGUAAGUUCGGUGGUGGGAAUUCGAGCAUGCUUUCAGCAAAUGUGAACUUUGUGGACCUUGCAGGAAGUGAACGUACGUCUCAGACGUUAGCAACUGGUGCAAGAUUGAAAGAAGGUUCGCACAUUAACCGGAGCUUGCUAACUCUCGGAAAAGUGAUACGCACGUUAAGCAAAGGAAGGAAUGGGCACAUACCUUAUCGAGACUCCAAGCUAACGCGUAUACUUCAAAACUCUCUCGGAGGAAAUGCAAGGACGGCCAUUAUAUGUACAAUGAGCCCUGCUCAUAGUCAUCUAGAACAAUCCAGAAACACCCUCUUAUUUGCAAGCUGUGCAAAAGAAGUUUCUACUAAUGCAAAGGUGAAUGUGGUGAUGUCCGAUAAAGCGUUAGUGAAGCAACUAAGGAAAGAAUUGGCGAAAUUAGAGAGCGAUUUGCAGAAUUUUUCGUCGAUUCCUUCUAAAGGUGAUGUUGCAGCUGCUCUUAGAGAAAAAGAACUCCAAAUCGAAAAGAUGGACAAAGAAAUAAAAGAACUAAGUCGACAGCGUGAUCUCGCACAAUCGAAGGUAGAAGAGCUGCUACAAUCAACAAGGAAAGAGCAGGUAUUUGAGCCACGAGUGAAUGAGUUCAGCCACCUAAAAUCAGAAUCGCAGGAUAAAAUAUCGUGGCUCGAUGAUCCAUCAGAAACAUCUGACACAUCAGAUUACCAACGCUUGGAGGCUGACCUGGCAACGUCAGAUUACCAGCGCAUGGAUGCUGACUUGGCAACAUCAGAUUACCAGCGCUUGGAUGCUGACCUUGCAACAUCAGAAUCCUUUCAGUAUCUUGACGAUCAGGGUACUUUUGACCUUAGCUCUCAACGAUCAGAUCUUCUCGAAGAUAUUGAUCAAAACCUAUUUCAAAAUGACUCGUUUUCGAAAGGACUGGGGGGUACUACACCGGAUUUUACAAUUGAUGAUGCAUCACUUGGUUCGGAGAAAAUGGCCAACACUGCCAACAAUAUCAGAAGGAAAAUCGACGAAAAGAGCGAAGAAACUUGCAAGCAAGUCCGUUGGGUUGAAGUUGAAGAAAAGUGUAUCAACAAAAGUGAUACACCAAAUGCUACUAAAUUUUUCUCUCGGGAGAAAGAGAUUCAACGGGAAAAGGAAAAGGAAGAGAAAAAGGAAAGUGAAAGUGAAAAAGAUAAACCUAAAAGAGAGCGUGCUGUAUCAACUGAAGAAAUCAAUAAUAUAGAUGAGAAGCAAACGGAAAAGGAAAGUGAAAGUGAAAAAGAUAAACUUAAAAGAGAGCGUGCUGUAUCAACUGAAAAAAUCAAUAGUAUAGAUGAGAAGCAAACGGAAAAGGAAAGUGAAAGUGAAAAAGAUAAACCUAAAAAAGAGCAUGUUGUAUCAACACAAGAAACCAAUAGUAUAGAAGAGAAACAAACGGAAAAAGAAAGCGAUAGAAUUAGCGGAGAAAAGAAGGAAGAGACGAAGACCCAUGAAUGUGAUAUUGCGGACCAUGACACAUUGGUGCAAAGAAUCAAGGAAUUGCAAAGGACUAUUGACAUGCUUGUUAACCGGAAUCCCUCAGGGUUCCACUCCCCGUGUUCUACUGACUCAGAGAUGUCGAGUAACAGAGCAUCAAGCUUCAGCAGAAGCAGGAGUUGCAAGGCAAUUCUAACGUCAACUCCCACUUCAGAUAUCACUUAUGACAGGUCAGUGCUCCAUUCCCGAGAUCUGUCAUUUAACGGAUUCGACAGAGAGAUUAGCUCAGAAAGGCCUAAGGGCUUGCCUCGGAUUUUGGAUCAUCAUGGGUCUUUUAACACGGGAAAGCAAUCGAAAAUUGGCGUUCCUAUGACAUCCAUCAGGACUGCAAUACUGCAUGAGAUGAUCAAGGAUGUUAAGAAUUCAGAUGCUAGUUAUGGUUCUAGCUUUUACAAUUCUAUUCUAGGAUCAAAUCGAGAUAUCAAAUAUGAAUCCAACAAGCAAACAGGCUAUGAAAUGGACAGUGGCACAGUCGAUGAGGAGAAUGAAUCGAAGGAAAGCGAGUCAAGUGGAGAUGCACAAGAUGUUGGUUCACAUAUGAUGCGGGUGAGAGAUUGCAUGUCCGAGGGAACAAUAACCGGUGUGCAAUCCCCGUUAAAUUGGUAUGACGAAUUCGAGAGUCAGAGCAUCAAGAUAAUUGAACUCUGGCAUGAAUGCCUUAUACCAUUAAUUCACCGAACCUAUUUCUACUUACUGUUUAAAGGCGAUCCGUCUGACAAGAUCUACAUAGAGGUCGAGCUACGCAGGCUGUCUUUCAUCAAAAACAGAUUUGAUCAAGGUCUCAAGAUUGUCAUGGAUGGUCAAGUUUUUACCCCAUCUUCAAGCAUAAGGGCAUUGAAUCAAGAACGAGGGAUGCUAGUGAAGCAAAUGUACAAGAAGAUCCCCGAACAGGAAAGAGAGGGGAUGUUUAAAAAGUGGGGAAUAGCAAUAAACAGCAAGCAGAGAAGACUGCAAUUAGUUCGACUCCUUUGGACAGACACGAAAGACAUGCAACACAUCCGAGAAAGUGCAGACCUUGUUGCUAAGCUUGUUGGUUUUGUAGAUGAAGGUCAAGUUCCCAAGGAGAUGUUCGUUGGUCCAAGUGUUUUUCCUAAAUCGUUUAGUCGAAGAUCUUAUAGCUGGAAAUCAAACAUGUCUAUAGCUUUCUAA